AUGAUGCUGAGGGAAUUGUUUUGCUGCAUCACAAUUUUUGCUCUAUCUGUCAAUGUUACCAGUAGAGGUGAUGAGUUUCCAGAAUCUAAAUCUUUACUAACUUUCAUUCAGUCUGUUGACCCUGAAAAUAAUCUAAGGUAUAAAGGGUUGGAGUCGAAUCCCUGUUUGUCGCGGUUCAAGGGUAUUAAAUGUCUUAAGAAGUCAAAUUCCGUUACAGAAGUAAGCCUCAAUAAAAUGAAUCUUAGCGGGAUAAUUGAUACCAAUGCCCUGUGCAAUCUCCCUAAUUUGAGGGUGGUUAAUCUAGCUGAGAAUCAUAUCCAAGGAAAUAUACCUGCCACAGUGUCUAGAUGUUCCAAUUUGAGGUACUUGAAUUUGAGUAGAAACCUUUUAAAUGGGAGUGUACCCGUAGCUCUUUAUAAGCUAAAGAACUUGAAGAUAUUAGAUAUCUCUAACAACUUGGUAACAUGGGAAUCGAAUGUCAUCAAGGAUACAGUCGUGCCAUCACUACAACAAGCACAUAAUGAAGUCAAACCACAGUUGAUAGCUCAAAAUGACACUGCACCAGCUCCAGCAACAAAUAGCACGCAUCAAGCGAAACGAACAAACCACAAUGAUGUGUUAUGGAUGGAACUUGGUCUUGCCAUGGCUUUAUUUGGCCUUCUUGCCCUUAUAGUGUAUUUGAGGACUGCAAAAUCAUUAAAACAAAAACGGAAGAUUAAGGACACCAUUCAAUCUUCCCCUAAAGGUUCUAUAAUAACAAGCCUAAGGGAGACAAAGAAGGAAGAGCAACAUCAAGAACUUGUCUUUUUUGUGGAGGAGGAAGACCAAUUCAAAUUGGAAAACCUUCUUGAUGCUGGAGCCGAUAUGCAAAACCAAAACUACUGUAGUAGCCUUUACAAGGUUCAGCUUAGCAACAAUGUUGCUUAUGCAGUAAAAAGAUUGAAGAAAUUGCAGGUGUCUUAUGAUGACUUUAAUCGCACGAUGGCAAUGGUUGGGAAACUAAACCAUCCCAAUCUUCUUCCUCUAGUAGCUUACAGUUGUCAAACUGAAGAAAAGCUUCUUAUUUAUAAGUAUCAAAACAAAGGAAGCCUUCUCUCACUCAUGGAAAGGUACAUUGAGGGGAAGCGUGACUUUCAGUGGAAACUAAGAUUGUCUAUAGCAGUUGGAAUAGCAAGGGGUUUGGAUUAUAUAUACAGAAGCUUUCAAGGUUCAGAGGUUAUUCCCCAUGGAAAUAUCAAGCUUUCUAACAUUUUGUUAGGUGAAAACUUGGAACCAUUAAUAAGUGAAUACGGAUAUUCAAAUUUGCUUGAUCCCAAGAGUGCUUGUCUCUUUAGAUCUAAUGGUUAUACGGCCCCAGAGAAAGCUUUAUCAGAACAAGGUGAUGUGUUCAGUUUUGGAGUAAUUCUGUUGGAAUUGCUUACGGGGAAGAUAGUGGAAAACAGUGGAUUAGAUCUUCCUAAGUGGGUGAAGGCAAUGGUGAGAGAAGAGUGGACCGGGGAGGUGUUUGAUAAGGAGAUAGCAAAAGUUGGAAUGUAUGCUUUUCCUUUGUUAAAUGUUGCACUCAAAUGUGUAGCUCAUUUUGCUGAGAACCGACCUUCUAUGGCAGAGGUUUUGGAGACGAUUGUGGGGGUUGUUGAUGAAGAUCUAUCUUGUUCAUCCUCAGAGUCCAGCCCACAAGAUGGUCAUGUGCUUUAUACAGUGGCAGAGGAGGGUUAA
Messenger RNA from Erigeron canadensis, 1716 nucleotides. RefSeq names its product probably inactive receptor-like protein kinase At5g41680. The record is from RefSeq and is a predicted model, not a curated record. The transcript has 2 exons. Lineage: Eukaryota; Viridiplantae; Streptophyta; Magnoliopsida; Asterales; Asteraceae. Gene Ontology annotation, molecular function: protein binding; protein kinase activity; ATP binding. Bases 1 to 1716 code for a protein of 571 amino acids. Gene Ontology annotation, biological process: protein phosphorylation.